AUGCUCUUGUUUUCCACUUUGCUGGUGUUCAUCCACGCCUGCCUGCUCGUUCGCGGACAAACAAAGAUUUUGAUUGGGAAUGACGAUGGCUGGGCAGUAGCUAUUAUCAGAGCGCAAUUUAACGCUCUUGCAAAUGCAGGAUACGAUGUCAUCUUAUCUUGCCCAGCUGUCAACCUAUCUGGGACUGGAUCUCUGUCUUUGCCCCCUACCAUUGUAUUAAUCCCCUGCGAAUUUGACACCUGUCCAAUCCUUUCUCCCGCAGAAGGAUUCAAUGCAUCCGAUCCGAGACUCAACUACGUGAAUAGCUUCCCUGUGGAUGCAAUAAACUUCGGGAUAAACACUCUGGCCCCUGAGCUACUGGGAGGUGCUCCAGACUUUGUCGUGAGUGGGCCAAAUGUCGGGAACAACCUCGCGGUCCUCCUCACGUCGGGAACAGUAGGGGCAGCAAGCGCCGCAGCCAAAGCGGGAAUUCCCUCAGUCGCUUUCUCCGGGUCCUCCGAUUCCCUCUCUCAAGUUUCUUACACUACCCUCGAUUCGGACCCAACCUCCACAAACACCAACGCAUCUAACAUCUACGCCACCCUCACCCUCAAAUUUCUUGAUGCCCUUUUGUCAGACAUCAUUCCUGGACCAAUACUACCCCCAGGAAUAAGUCUCAACGUGAACUAUCCUGCGAUCACCAACUGUCCCAACGAGGCAGACUAUCAAUUUGUAUUGACACGGCUUGUUGCGGACUCCAGUGCAACUGACGUUGAAACUUGUGGUACGACGCAACUUCCAGCAGAGUCUGACGUUGUGGGACUUGAGGGGUGUUUUGCUAGCGUGAGCGUUUUCGAUGCGAGUACAUUGUUGGACGUGGAUGCUGCGACACAGGAAGCCGUGUUGAAUAGAUUAAGCGUUUUCUUGAAGUGCGCACCUAGUUCAUAA
Molecule: messenger RNA, 927 nt
Organism: Lentinula edodes (shiitake mushroom)
Lineage: Eukaryota; Fungi; Basidiomycota; Agaricomycetes; Agaricales; Omphalotaceae
Product: survival protein sure-like phosphatase/nucleotidase
Exons: 5
Coding region: 1-927 (308 amino acids)
Molecular function (GO): nucleotidase activity
Source: RefSeq, a predicted model, not a curated record